CAUUCUUUUAAACCAUUAAUCACUCAGUUUCGUCGCAAGAAGAAAGACGUGGGGCAGGGCAGUCAAUUUAAACAAAGAAAACAUCAAAAUCAAAAAUAAAGAAAAAAAAGGUGUAGAAAAUGGAUAAACCAAGUGGAUCUGCUGGACGGUCACGUGGUAUACGGGCUGGUUCUGGUUUCUCGCAAGGUCAUCCUGGAGCGCGUGGUAGACGCCCACCACAAGCGGGCGCUGGCGCACCUCCGGUAUCGUCAUGGGGAAAUCCGAAUGUAGGUAGUCGAGGAACGCCAGCAGUUAGCGUUCAGCCGCAACCGGGUACCAGUACAGGAAGUUUUCAGCAACGCCCGCAGGCAUCGGCUGUUAUAGUCCGCGCCGUCGCUCAUCGUAAUGUUCCACCUAUGGAAGGCGCAAAAGGACAAUUUGUAUCAAAGGAAGACAAUCGCGGAGCGGUAAGAGAUAAACGGGUUUUAACUGAAAUGGUUCAAUCUUGGCCGAAAACUCUGGUCACUAAAUGUGGAUUUAGUGGCCGUAACGUAGUGGCACAAGAUAACUACUGUAGAGUGUUAAAAAAACCCAUAUUGUCCUUUCAUCAAUAUCGGGUGGAUUUCAGCCCAGAUGUGGACAUGGUACGCCUGCGUUUCGCUUAUUUAGCACAUCAUAAAGAUAUUUUUAGUGGUUAUAUAUUUGACGGGACCGUCCUAUUUUGUACGGUAUACUUAAGCGACAAAAUGGUCAAUGGAGUCUUGGAGUUGUUGACCAAAAAUCGGGAGGGGGAGACCAUCCUGAUCAAACUAAAACAUGUCGGGAUUGUCGAUGUCACCGACAAUUUUCGCUUAAAUCCCCAACGCCUCCUAGAACGUUUACGCAAUUUUUUUAGCCGCUUGCAAGAGAGAGAGAGCGUUGAAGUUUUUAAUUCUUGGAAUAGAGUGGUUGACAAUGCUUUAGUCGAAGUACCAGCUCGUCUUCUACCAAGUGAGCAAAUACUUUUGCAUAACUAUAAGUAUCAAGUAUUACAUUGUAACUUGUUGGCGAAACCGUACCUUGAAAAUAAUAAUAACGUUCCUGCCGGAACGUUACGAUUUUUCUUGGUAUCGCAGUCUAGGCGUCCAGGUAAGGUCUCGCCAACUAGUUACAAUGUAAUGCUUGAUACUAUGGGUCUCCCAGCUGAUAAAAUACAAAUUUUAACUUACAAAAUGACUCAUUUGUAUUAUAAAUGGUCCGGUACGUUGCGUGUGCCAGCAGUUUGCCAGUAUGCCCAUAAGUUAGCUUGCUUGGUGGCCGAAAGUAUCCAUCGUGCCCCAAAUGCCGCGUUAGACAUGCAACUCUACUUUCUCUAA
Messenger RNA from Glossina fuscipes, 1334 nucleotides. Its product is annotated as protein aubergine-like. Gene Ontology annotation, cellular component: P granule. Gene Ontology annotation, molecular function: piRNA binding; protein binding. Gene Ontology annotation, biological process: regulatory ncRNA-mediated gene silencing. Lineage: Eukaryota; Metazoa; Arthropoda; Insecta; Diptera; Glossinidae. Bases 120 to 1334 code for a protein of 404 amino acids. The record is from RefSeq and is a predicted model, not a curated record. The transcript is spliced from 2 exons.